AUGUCAGCAAUUGUCCUUCUAUUUACAAGUAGAGCGAGAACUGAUUCUGAAGAAUAUAUUUAUCCAAACAUUGAUAAAGUGAACCUGACCAUUGAGGGUGUGCCUAAUGCAGUUUUCUCCCAAGGACUUCACAAAAAUAGGUUCUUCGAAGAGGCAAAAAGAUUUUUCUGCCCUAUGUGUGAGAAAUCCAUGGCAGAUGAAUUUAUGUUCAUCAGCAAGUUCUUCACCAGUGGUUUCGCUCUAGUAAUCGAUCUUAGGUCAACACAAGAUGAUACCACAGGAGGAGGCAAAAAGAUUGUUAACACACAGUCGGGAGUACUCCUGGAAAUCAAGAAGAGAGCCACAACAGCUGACGUUCAGUGCAACAUUUUUGUUGUAUCAGAUGCCCUCCUUAACUUUGCCAAUAGAGAUUUAUCAAGUAUUCAAUACUAA
This is a messenger RNA of Paramuricea clavata, 432 nucleotides long. NCBI's taxonomy places the organism in Eukaryota, Metazoa, Cnidaria, Anthozoa, Malacalcyonacea, Plexauridae. The record is from the annotation of a GenBank genome assembly.